Hypomesus transpacificus is the source of this 1389-nucleotide messenger RNA. It is a transcript of the gene marchf5, whose product is annotated as membrane-associated ring finger (C3HC4) 5. The record is from RefSeq and is a predicted model, not a curated record. Bases 338 to 1183 code for a protein of 281 amino acids. Gene Ontology annotation, molecular function: zinc ion binding. NCBI's taxonomy places the organism in Eukaryota, Metazoa, Chordata, Actinopteri, Osmeriformes, Osmeridae. The transcript is spliced from 6 exons.
CGCAUCGCCAGGUCCUUUGCGUUACCUCAGAGACAGGCUGUCAAGCGGUCACACCGAUGUAAAAAAUACCCAUGGCAAUUAAGUGAUUGCAAGAUUCUACAUUAACUCACAUGACAGCAAAGUUACGGGUUAGUGUUGGAUGUUGAAAAAGCAAGCUUCCUCAUUAUUUUGGUGAGCUUGCACACUUGCGUGUCGUUACAAAACAAAAGGCCUGAUCUGCUGACCGACUUUAGCUAGCUAGCUUGCUAGGCCAAACACUGCAGCAUAGCUGCUUGCUAGCUAGUUGGCUGGUAACUAGCUAAGUAUUGUUGUUGGGUGCUUUCAAAUUGCUUCGAUUAUGGCGGAACAGAACGCGACGGCAAUGCAACAAAAUUUGGACAGGAGCUGCUGGGUGUGCUUCGCCACGGACGAGGACGAUCGCACGGCCGAAUGGGUGCGUCCGUGCCGUUGCCGUGGCUCCACUAAGUGGGUGCAUCAGGCGUGUCUGCAGCGCUGGGUGGACGAGAAGCAAAGGGGCAACAGUACGGCGCGCGUAGCCUGCCCCCAGUGCAACGCUGAGUACCUCAUCGUCUUCCCCAAGCUGGGUCCCGUGGUGUAUGUUCUGGACCUGGCUGACAGGCUCAUCUCCAAGGCCUGCCCCUUCGCCGCCGCCGGCAUCAUGGUGGGCUCCAUCUACUGGACAGCUGUCACGUACGGGGCGGUCACUGUCAUGCAGGUGGUGGGCCACAAGGAAGGUCUGGAUGUGAUGGAGCGGGCGGACCCCCUGUUUCUGCUCAUCGGCCUGCCCACCAUCCCCGUCAUGCUGAUCCUAGGCAAGAUGAUCCGCUGGGAGGACUACGUGCUGCGCCUCUGGAGGAAGUACUCCAACAAGCUGCAGAUCCUGGACAGGAUCUUCCCAGGGAUUGGCUGUCCGGUGCCCCGAAUCCCCGCGGAGGCCAGCCCCCUGGCGGACCACGUGUCGGCCACUAGGAUCCUGUGUGGCGCCCUGGUCUUCCCCACCAUCGCCACCAUCGUUGGCAAGCUGAUGUUCAGCAGCGUCAACUCGAACCUGCAGAGGACCAUCCUGGGAGGUAUUGCCUUUGUGGCCAUUAAGGGGGCGUUUAAGGUGUACUUCAAGCAGCAGCAGUACCUGAGGCAAGCCCAUCGUAAGAUCCUCAACUUCCCCGACCAGGAGGAGGCUUGAGGAGGAGGGGCUCUGGCUGGCAGGGGGAGCACAUGACAGUGAACUAUUGAGUAGGAAGACUGGACCAUGGGCUAGGUGGUACCCUCUACCCCCCACAGCCUCCACACAGCCUCCCCUCAAUUCUGCUCUGUGGACUCUUCAAUCCACGCUGCCGCCAACAAUCUCAUUACUGUGCUGUUGUUUUUUUUUUUUUUUUUUUUUUUUUU